Messenger RNA from Eimeria tenella, 621 nucleotides. RefSeq lists its product as uncharacterized. NCBI's taxonomy places the organism in Eukaryota, Apicomplexa, Conoidasida, Eucoccidiorida, Eimeriidae. The transcript is spliced from 3 exons. The record is from RefSeq and is a predicted model, not a curated record. The coding region runs from base 1 to 621 and encodes 206 amino acids.
AUGUGCCGCUCAACACAGCCAUCAGCAAGAGCAGCAUCAGCAGCAGCAGCAGCAGCAGAAGCAGCAGCAGCAGCAAGCCCAGCGACAGCAGCAGCAGCAGCAGCAGCAAGAACAACAAGGACAGCAGCAGCAGCCACAACAAGGACGACGACGACAGCAGCAGCAGCAGCCACGGCAGCAGCAUUGUUGUCUUUGCUGUCUUCUGUAAGUACAGUGUCUGCGGAUUUGUCUCUUUCUGUGUCUCUCUUGAAGGCUCUUGCUGCGCUGCAGCAGCAAGCAGCAGCAGCAAAAGCAGCAAUCGAAGCAGAUGUUGCUGCUCUCAGCAGCAACAGCAAGCAGCAAUUUGUUAAUCUGCAGCUGCUGCGGACUUACCAGCAGCAGCAGGGAAAAGCCCUGAAGAGCCAGCUGAAUUAUUUGCUGCCUGAGGCAACCGCGAGAAGCAGCAGCAGCAGCAGCAGAAGCAGCAGCAGCAGCAGCAGCAGAACAGUUAGGGCGAAGGCGGCUCACGAUUCAGCAGACCAAGGAGAAGAAGAGCUGCGCAGCGCAGCAGCAGCAGCAGCACCAGCAGCAGCAGCAGCAACAGCAGCAGCCGCAGCAGCAACCAUGCUGCUGCUGCUGUGA